AUGAUAAGAGUUAUGAAGACAACACAACAAGCCAGUGUUACAGUUGGGGACCUCGGCCCUUUGAGGGGGGCCUCCACAUUCCUGACAGUCCGGUCUUCGCAUGAACAAACGCCGCCCGGGAGGAGGCUGGGGGCAGGUGCAUGCAGGUGGGGCUUUUCCAAGGCCGGUUUUCCCCGGCUCCCGCUGGAACUUCCAGAGGGCCACGGGCCCGCGACACUGGACACCCGCCCGUCCCCCUCCUCCUCCUGCAUCCGCAGCUCGCGAGCCUCUGCGCUCCCGGCGAGGUUCCCGGAAACUCCUCGAUUUCCCUGUCGCCGCCGCGUUUGCAAGAAACCGAAACCCAGGCCCCGCCCCCCGCGCCAGCCGGGAGCUGGCAACUGGGGCCUGCGCCCGGGGCUGGGUCAGAACUGGGCGGCCGGAGCGGCCCCUCCCGGACCGACGGAGCCGAGGUGGAGGUGGGAGGCCCUUCUGAGUGCCAGGGCUGCGCUAGGCGCCCACCCCCUGCAGGUGUCGUCCCCAGCGGCUCAGCACCGCCCGCGGGAAAGCUGCAGUUCUAACCCGAUCGUUCAGGUUGCAUCCGAUGGCGGAGUGCCCAGCGAGGGCGGGGGGCAGGCAACACAGCCUCCCCUGCAACAAUGUAGAGGCCAGCAGUGGGGCAGUCCCAAGGAUGCAGAUGGAGAAGCGGAAGAGGUCUCUCCUGGUCACAGAGUCUGGCAGGGGCCUCGAAAACCACGCAUCAUCUGCUGCCCAAGUAGGGCAUGAUGUUUCACAGACAUCAUCUCUGUCACAGUAAAGCAGCAAAGUAGGGCUAUUGUUUUGGAGUUGAGGAAACUACAGCGGCCAAACUGGGAUUUCUUCUCGUCUUGGCAGCCCCACGCAGGGUAGGCUUUCCUUUACUUCCCCGGGGAAGGUGAACCCCCCGGAGGUGGGCCACCCCUCGAAAAGGGGACAGUUUGAAAACCGAAACCCUCCCUUCUUGACACCCAUUAACGGGCUUGAGGAAGCAGGUUGGUUUUCAAGGACUCAAUCCUUGAGUCCACUCUGAACAGGACGGCAGGUGCCGGGGUGACCCCCUCACCGGGGCUGGGAAGACAGAGAUCCCGGGGGCAUCCCCAGGAAAGAAGGGCAAAGAGAUGGCCUCAGGAGCUAGCAGGCUGGGUGAGCGCCGAGUGAGGGGAGUAACUGCGGGCCGGGGGCGUUCGACUUUCCAGGAGCGCUUUCUCCCGGGUGCGCUGGU
Molecule: messenger RNA, 1237 nt
Organism: Dama dama (fallow deer)
Lineage: Eukaryota; Metazoa; Chordata; Mammalia; Artiodactyla; Cervidae
Exons: 3
Coding region: 1-762 (253 amino acids)
Source: RefSeq, a predicted model, not a curated record